This is a messenger RNA of Rhea pennata, 2392 nucleotides long. It is a transcript of the gene PSMC3IP, whose product is annotated as PSMC3 interacting protein. The record is from RefSeq and is a predicted model, not a curated record. NCBI's taxonomy places the organism in Eukaryota, Metazoa, Chordata, Aves, Rheiformes, Rheidae. Gene Ontology annotation, biological process: meiotic strand invasion involved in reciprocal meiotic recombination; homologous chromosome pairing at meiosis; meiotic joint molecule formation. Gene Ontology annotation, cellular component: DNA recombinase auxiliary factor complex; condensed nuclear chromosome. The transcript has 8 exons. Gene Ontology annotation, molecular function: double-stranded DNA binding; recombinase activator activity. Bases 58 to 723 code for a protein of 221 amino acids.
GCGGCGCCGCGGAAGUGCGUUGCGCCGCGGCGGGAGCGCGGCGGGCGGGAGCGGAGGAUGAGCAAAGGCCGCGAGGGCGCCGCGGCGGGCGGGGCCGCCGCCGCCGCCGUCCUGCUGCGGUACCUGCGGGAGCAGAACCGGCCCUACAGCGCCCAGGACGCCUUCGGGAACCUGCAGCGGGAGCACGGGCUGGGCAAGGCGGCGGUGGUGAAGGCGCUGGAGCAGCUGGCGCAGCAGGGCCGCGUCCGCGAGAAGGCCUACGGCAAGCAGAAGAUCUACUUCGCCGACCAGGAGCAGCUGCCGGCCGCCAGCGACGCGGAGCUCCGCGGCCUGGACGCGGACAUCGCCGCGCGCUCCGCCGAGGUGCAGGCGCUGCAGCAGAGCUGCCGGCACAUGGAGGCGGAGCUGAAGGACCUGAACGGCUCCAUGACAACCCCUGAGAUGGCCAGAGAGAUCGAGGAGCUGAAGAAGGACUGUGCGAGUUACGCAGAGAAACUGGAACGGAUUAAAUCUGCCACCAACCACGUCACUCCUGAGGAGAAAGAGAAGGUUUGCAGCGAGCAGAAGCUGUACUGCAAGGAGUGGCGGAGGAGGAAGCGAAUGGCAACUGAGCUGCUUGAUGCCAUCCUGGAAGGAUACCCCAAAAGCAAGAAGCAGUUCUUUGAGGAAGUUGGAAUAGAAACCGAUGAGGACCAUAAUGUCACGCUGCCGGCAGCUGUGUGAGACAUCUCUGCUCCAGGGAGGAUUUGCUGAUGCUGAAACUCACCUGUGUUUUUUGGGGUUUUUUUGGUUUUUUUUGUUGCAAGGGUUGGGCUUGUCCUGUGCCUUUGAUAUGUGUUUGUUUUAAAAUGCUUUACAGCCAGAUAGGUAGUUAGAGGGAUUAAGUUAGCACUGGGCCCUGUCACUCUUACUUGCAAAGGAAACUUUUUUUUUUUUCCUAGGCUUCACAGCUGAGGUCUGAUGUCUCUACUGGUCUGUCUAUGGGAAGAUGUAAUUGUAGUGUUUUAGACUUUCCUCAUGGUUUGACAGCAUUUGAUUUUGUUAAGUAAGAAAAGGAAAUAAGUAUCUCAGAGAGGUGAAUCAACCGGUUACUGUUAGGUUGUCAGAGCUGUACAGGUACUUCAGUGUAUUUAAUAGAUGGUGGGCAGUGCUUCCCACCAUAUGCACUAAGCUGUACACAGGAAUAGAACUCAUUAAACACCAAGCUUUUGUUUGACAUUUUCAUAGAAUCAUAGAAUCAGUAAGGUUGAAGGGACCUCUGGAGAUCAGCAGGAUCACCUAGAGCAUGUUAGACAGGGUUGCAUCCAGGCGGGCUUGGAAUAUCUCCAGAGAAGGAGAUUCCACAACCUCUCUGGGCAACCUGUUCCAGUGCUCUGCCACUCUAACAGCGAAGAAAUUCCUCCUCACAUUCAGGCAGAACUUCCUGUGGUUCUGUUUGUGCCCAUUGCCUCUUGUCAUGUCACAUGGGACAACUGAAAAGAGUUUGUCCCCAUCCCCUUGACACCCUCCCUUCAGGUACUUAUACACAUUGAUAAGAUUCCCCCCUCAGUCUUCUCUUCCCCAGGCUGAAGAGGCCCAGCUCUCGCAGCCGUUCCUCGUAGGGCAGGUGCUCCAGCCCCCUGAUCAUCUUUGUAGCCCUACGCUGGACUCUCUCCGGCAGCUCCAUGUCUCCCUUGUACUGCGGAGCCCAGAACUGGACACAGGACUCGAGAUGAGGCCUCCCCAGGGCUGAGGAGAGGGGCAGGAUCACCUCCCUCGACCUGCUGGCAACACUCUUCCUAAUGCACCCAAGGAUACCAUUUCUGGUUCAUGGUCAAUUUGUCAUCCACCAGCACUCCCAGGUCCUUCCCUGCAGAGCUGCUCUCCAGCAGGUCAGCCCCCAGCUCGUACUGGUGCCUAGGGUUAUUUUUCCCUAGGUGCAGGACCCUGCACUUGCCCUUGUUGAACCUCAUGAGGUUCCUCUGUGGCCAGCUCUCCAGCCUGUCCAGGUUUCUCUGAAUUGCAGCACAGCCCUUGGGUGUAUCAUCAGCCACUCCUCCCAGCUUGGUAUCAUCAUCGGCAAACUUACCAAGGAGGCACUCUGUCCCCUUGUCCAGGUCAUUGAUGAAGAAGUUGAACAGGAAGGGACCAUUUUGCUGUGGUACUUUAUAAUCUCUUGCUCUGUGUUCAAGGGGCAUCAGGACAAGGCCUGUGCCUGCUUUGGGCUGCAGCAGCUCUGGGCGGUAGGGAAAGUAAUAACCAAGGCACGAAUAGGGGUUCUGACCUGGUAACCUGAGCCACGACUGCAUCCAGAAACUACUUCUGUGUCUCUGGCACUACUGAAAGUCUCCAGGAUUCAGUAGAAGAAAUAAGAAAAGAAAAACAAAAUCAUUAAAUCAUUCAGCAAAAUUUA